UCUUUAUCAUUCAUCUCUUCAGAAUCUUAUCUCCAUUUUUCUACAAGAUCUGCAGAGUUGAGAGAGAGAGAGAGAGGGAAACAUGGCUCGUGGGAAGAUCCAGAUCAAGAAAAUAGAGAACCAAACAAACAGGCAGGUGACCUACUCCAAGAGGAGAAAUGGGCUUUUCAAGAAAGCUCAUGAGCUCACUGUGCUUUGUGAUGCCAAGAUUUCCAUUAUCAUGAUUUCCAGCACUCAGAAGCUUCAUGAAUACAUCAGCCCCACUAUCACGACAAAGCAGAUUGUUGAUGAAUACCAGAAGACUGUUAGGACAGAUAUUUGGAGCUCCCACUACGAGAAAAUGCAAGAGCACUUGAAGAAGCUGAAGGAGAUCAAUAGGAAUCUGAUGAUGGAGAUUCGACAAAGGAGGGGAGAGAGCUUGAACGAUCUGGGGUAUGAGCAGAUGGUGAAUCUCAUCGAAGAUAUGGACAACUCUAUGAAGGUGAUUCGAGAGAAAAAGUACAAAGUCAUCAGCAGCCGGAUUGAUACCAGCAGGAAAAAGCUAAGGAAUGUUGAAGAGAUUCACAGAGGCCUUGUGCUUCAGUUUGAUGCACGGCAGGAGGAUCCACACUACGGUCUAGUUGAAAACGAAGGCGAUUACAAUUCUAUGUUGGGGUUUCCACACGGCGGGCCAAGGAUCAUCGCGGUUCGCCUUCCGCCAAACAACCACCACCCCCACCCGCACCAUCACCACCAUCACCACCACCACCACCAUCCUAGCCUUCACAGUGGGACCGGAGCCUCGGACCUCACUACAUUUGCUUUACUUGAGUGAAUGUUUUUAUCACAUAUAUCUAUCUAUAUAUAUAAUGUGUUUGUUUGAUUGUGUAUGAACGUCGUAGGUCUUGAGAAGAAAAAAGAUGGGAAGAUCUACAUUUGUUUGUUAUGUUGUCUUUAUAUUGUGUAUGACUAUUGACUAUUGUGGAUCUAUGUUUACUAGGGUUAUGUGUGUGGAAGUACUAUAUUGUAUCCGAUUUUAUUAUAGCUAUUUCGUAUUUAUGGAUUGAUGUUUUUUGUUCAA
Messenger RNA from Salvia hispanica, 1060 nucleotides. Its product is annotated as floral homeotic protein DEFICIENS-like. Lineage: Eukaryota; Viridiplantae; Streptophyta; Magnoliopsida; Lamiales; Lamiaceae. Gene Ontology annotation, molecular function: RNA polymerase II transcription regulatory region sequence-specific DNA binding; protein dimerization activity; DNA-binding transcription factor activity. Gene Ontology annotation, cellular component: nucleus. Gene Ontology annotation, biological process: positive regulation of transcription by RNA polymerase II. The record is from RefSeq and is a predicted model, not a curated record.